CUCCAGUUCAUCCGAAACGCCCACAAAAUACUUGUGCUCAAAGACGGGAAGACACAGGCGCUGGGAAAUUACCCGCAAUUAGUGAACGCCGGCAUUGAUUUCAUCAAAAUGAGUGGCGACGAGAAGGAAGAGAAGAAGGAGGGCGGCGCCGACGUGGCCAGGAGUGGGUCGGUCAAGGGUCAGAGCUCUCGCGUGGGUCGCGCUCAGUCGGUACAGUCGGCGGCGUCUGUCGAGGACGAGGAGCUCCAGGCCUACAUCGAGGGAGAAAAGGCUCAAAUCCAAAGAGGCGAACAACAGAGGAUGGGAUCCGUGAAGGCGAAGAUCUAUUGGCUGUACGUGAAGAGCGGCGGCGGCUUCUUCCUCCUCACGAUCCUCAUCUGCUCCAACAUUUUGACGCAAUUCCUGUUCAAUGGCAGCGAUUACUUCCUGUCCCUCUGGACCGAUAAGGAGCGCAAUGAGCCCAACCUAUACGACUGGGUGAAGGAGAUGGACAGAAACCAUAUGAUCAUCACAUUUGCCGUACUCGUGAUCGCACUGUUCCUGUUGUCGCUCGUGAGGACCACCGUAUUCUUCACGAUAUGCAUGCGCUCAUCCAUUAGACUCCACAACCAGCUGUUUGAGAGCGUAAUCCGGGCGCCCAUCUACUUCUUCGACAACAACCCCAUCGGUGUACUACUGAACCGGUGUUCCCGCGAUAUGGGUCUCAUCGACGAUAUGGUGCCCUCCACUGCCUUCGACGCCGUCGAGAUCUUCGUGCAACUGUUGGGUGUGAUCAUAAUGAACGCCAUUAUCAUGUAUUGGGUGGUUGUGCCCACCGUUGUGCUCAUCUUCUUCUUCUACUUCCUGCGCGUGUAUUACCUGACGAGCGCCCGGAGUGUCAAACGGCUGGAGGGCAUCACCAGGAGUCCCGUCUUCUCGCACUUAUCCAACACACUGUACGGUCUGUCGACUGUCCGGGCGUUUGGCGCUCAGCAGACCUUCGAGAAGAAGUUCGACGACUAUCAGGACAGUCACACCGCCGCCUGGUUUCUCUUCAUAUCGUCCACCCGUUGGUUCGGCAUUGUAUUGGACUGGUUGUGCUGGAUAUACCUGAUGGCCGUCACCCUCGUCAUGACCUUCAUGUACGACAACAGGGACUUGACGUCCAGUGCCAUCGGUUUGGCCGUCUCGUCGGCCAUCUCCCUGAGCGGUAUGUUUCAGUGGGGGGUCCGCCAGUCGGCCGAACUCGAGAGUCAAAUGACUUCCGUCGAGAGGGUCGACGAGUACAGUCACCUGAAGCCUGAGCCGAACCUGGAGUCCACGCCCGACGGCAAGAGACCGCCCAACGACUGGCCCGACAAAGCGGUCAUCGACUUCAACGACGUGAGCCUCCAGUACAACCCGGAGGACCCGCCGGUGCUCAAGAAUCUGGUCUUUUCCGUGCAAAGCAAGGAGAAGGUGGGAAUCGUGGGCCGCACCGGAGCUGGCAAAUCGUCGAUGAUAUCGGCGCUCUUCCGUAUGUCUCCGCCCACGGGAGACAUCAUUAUUGACGGCCUCAACACCUCCACCAUAAGUCUCCGCGAUUUGCGUAAUAAGCUGUCGAUCAUCCCUCAGGACCCGGUGCUCUUUGCCGGCUCCGUCCGACGCAAUAUCGACCCCUUCAACAAUCACACCGACAAACGCUUGUGGGAAGUGCUGGAAGAGGUGCGCCUCAAAGACGCCGUCAUAGACAUGGCUGGAGGACUGGACGCCGACAUCUCGGAAGGCGGCAGUAAUUUUAGUGUCGGUCAGCGGCAGCUCAUAUGCCUGGCCCGGGCUAUACUCAAGCAGAAUAGGAUCCUGGUGCUAGACGAGGCCACGGCUAAUGUCGACCCCACGUAUGCUAGCAUUUGCUGUAUUAAUAGUAUUAAUAGUCGUAUAAUCAUAAAACAGGAAAUGACGGAUUCACUAAUACAGCAGACAAUACGGGAUAAGUUCGCCGACUGCACGGUAAUGACAAUAGCGCACAGACUGCACACAAUCAUGGACUCGGACAGAGUACUGGUGCUCGACGCCGGUCGGGUCAUUGAGUUCGAUGAGCCACACCUACUCCUGCAGAACGAGAGCGGACUGUUCGCCUCAAUGGUCCGGAUGACCGGCAAAGGCAUGGCUCAAAAUCUGAAAGAAAUGGCCAAAAUAGCUUACGAUAACAGGAGGAAUGAGUCGCCUUUCCAUCGGUUCCAGAUCUCCGAUAUUAAGAGUAUUGUGAGCAAAGAGGUGCCCAAACACGAGAACAUCAUCGAGAGUACGGAGAUGGAUGAGGACAGGGAUGCCGGCGUCGAAAUGGGAUCCGAUGAGAGGACUGAUAGCGAGGAAAGGGAUGACGAGAGUGGCAGUGGAGGGGAAGCGAAGACAGACUUGUGAAGACCAAAAACAUUAUUAAUAAUACAUCGCAACACAUAAGAGCA
Molecule: messenger RNA, 2426 nt
Organism: Oppiella nova
Lineage: Eukaryota; Metazoa; Arthropoda; Arachnida; Sarcoptiformes; Oppiidae
Source: the annotation of a GenBank genome assembly